GAGGGUUUGUAUGUGGUGGUAAAGAUCAAGGAAGAUCAUCGGAAAGAUCUUUUUUCUGAUUAUAGAUAUUCUUACAUACAAUUUAUCAAAAUAUUAAUUGUAUAAAAUUAAAAGAUUAAUUCAAUUUAUAUUACUUUUUUUUACAAAAGAUUCAACAAAUUCUGAUUUUAUGGCAUCAUUAGGUAUGAACGAUUAAGAAGAGUGCAAAGUUUCCAUAACAAAUAGCGAGGAAGCAAAAAUUAAGAAAGAAGGUCAUGAUAAAAAACAAGAUAUGUGGAAGUAUAACUAGGUAAAUUGGCCUGAAUAGUUAAAGAAGCUCACUUAUAAGACAAAAUACAUUAAAGUUGAUUAAAACCUUUAUGAUUACUUGGAAGAAGAUGGUAUUUACAUUCAUCCUAGGUAUUAGAAGAAUUCCUCACAGAACUAUCUUCUUGAAAAGAACAAAGACUUCCAUCUUUAACAAUAGAAGAAUGAAGAGGAAUAGAAUAAAUAGGAUGAUAGUUUUAACCAAGAUUAUGAUGAUGAAGAUCAUGAUUUUAAAUUCCGUAUUUUUUCUAAAGAGUUUGAAGAACAAGUUAAAGAAGCUUUUGAUGAUUUUGAAAGUGUCUUUGUUAAAUUAAAUUGGAGAGCUCCAAGAGACACUGAAAACUGGCUUCAUGGCCUACAAAUUGAUAAUUUGGAAGACUUACUUACUGUGCUUAAAAGUAGUGGAAUUCUUGCUGAAUUGUUAGAAGAAUACAAAGAUUAAUUUGGUCUAUGUUCUACUAUUAAUACAGAAAAUUAAUUUGAACAAGUCUAAUAGCAGAUAGAUUCUUAAAUGGGUUUAUAUUUAAUUUUAAAAAAAUGGUAUAAUUUGCACAAGCAUAUGAUGGUUAGAUGCUUUGUAAGAAAUAAAAAGCUCAUAGCAAUUUCUUAAAGACAUUGUUCAAGUGUCAAUCGCACUAUUGAAGAAUUUGGUGACUUAUUCUCUUAAAAAAUAAGUUCUUACUUCUAUGAAAAAAUAGCUCCCUUCUUUGAAGAAAAUAAUUAUGUAUUCGAUUUGUACAUUGGUAUAGCUCCUAACUACAAGCUUAGAUUACUUGAUAUAAACCCUUGGAGAGGUCACACAAACCCUCUCUUAUUAGAUUGGGAUCAGUUAGAAAAAAUAGAUACUGAGGAAUUUGGUUAAGAUAAAAAGAUAUUUAUUCAAUAUGUUAGGACUGAAUCCGAUGUAAUAAUAGAGGAUCUCUCAGCAUACAGAGUUCCUGAAGAUAUGCUUUUUGAUGGAGAAAAUGCUCAAGAAUCAAUGGAAAAAGUAUUUGAUUAUCUAAACAUCCACAAUAAAGAUUUGUAUUAAUGAUGCAAAGAGCUUACAUAUAUAUUUUUAUAAUACAUUUAUAUUAAUUUCUUAGUUAAAAAAUAAAAAUUGAUCAUUAACUUUUUUAAUUCAUUCAUUUUACUAAUUUAAUUUAUUUUACAUCUAAAAAUAAUGCAUAAUAUCUUCUUUGUAGAUCGACGUAAAU
Tetrahymena thermophila SB210 is the source of this 1502-nucleotide messenger RNA. Its product is annotated as cell division cycle-like protein, putative. Gene Ontology annotation, cellular component: cytoplasm. NCBI's taxonomy places the organism in Eukaryota, Ciliophora, Oligohymenophorea, Hymenostomatida, Tetrahymenidae. The record is from RefSeq and is a predicted model, not a curated record. The transcript has a single exon.